This is a messenger RNA of Stegodyphus dumicola, 411 nucleotides long. RefSeq lists its product as uncharacterized. NCBI's taxonomy places the organism in Eukaryota, Metazoa, Arthropoda, Arachnida, Araneae, Eresidae. The record is from RefSeq and is a predicted model, not a curated record.
AUGGAACCAAUUGAAAGUUGGGGAACUUUUUAUGGAUUUCAAUAUUAUAAAAAUAUUGUGGACUGCACCAAUAUUUUUAUUGAUAAAAUAUCCGAAAAUUUUCAACGGAGUCGAGAUGCUAGGCAUACAGAUGAAGUGGAGAUGAGAGCACUGUUUGGUCUUUUAUAUUUAUGCGGAUUGCAUAAAUCUUCUCAUGCUAAUGCAAAAGACUUGUGGGACGCUGAUGGCACCGGAAUUGAAUUAUUCCGAAAGACAAUGUCUUACAAACGAUUCACUUUUCUUCUAAGGUGCUUGAGAUUAGACAAUGUAAACGAUCGCGAAGCUCGAAGACAGUUGGAUAAGCUGGCAGCUGUGAGAGAUUUCUUCAGCGAUUUCAAUAAAAAACGCGCGAGUGUCACUUAUGUCUACUAA